Sorex araneus (European shrew) is the source of this 2216-nucleotide messenger RNA. It is a transcript of the gene PKLR, whose product is annotated as pyruvate kinase L/R. The record is from RefSeq and is a predicted model, not a curated record. Lineage: Eukaryota; Metazoa; Chordata; Mammalia; Eulipotyphla; Soricidae. The transcript has 11 exons. Gene Ontology annotation, molecular function: potassium ion binding; pyruvate kinase activity; magnesium ion binding. Gene Ontology annotation, cellular component: cytoplasm. The coding region runs from base 15 to 1739 and encodes 574 amino acids. Gene Ontology annotation, biological process: glycolytic process; cellular response to insulin stimulus.
CACAUGCUAGAAGCAUGUCGACCCAGGAGAACACACAACACCAGCAGCUCUGGUCAUGGGUCUCUAAGUCCCAAAAGGACUUAGCAAAGUCCAUCCUUAUUGGGGUUCCAGGAGGGCCAGCGGGAUACCUGAGGCGGGCUAGCGUGGCACAGCUGACCCAGGAGCUGGGCACGGCAUUCUUCCAGCGGCAACAGUUGCCGGCUGCCAUGGCAGACACCUUUCUGGAGCACCUGUGCCUGCUGGACAUCGACUCUGAGCCUGUGGCCGCUCGCAGCACCAGCAUCAUUGCGACAAUCGGGCCCGCAUCGCGCUCGGUGGAGCGCCUCAAGGAGAUGAUCAAGGCCGGCAUGAACAUCGCGCGGCUCAACUUCUCCCAUGGCUCCCACGAGUACCACGCUCAGUCCAUCGCCAACGUCCGGGAGGCGGUGGAGAGCCUGGCCACCUCCCCGCUCAGCUACCGCCCGGUGGCCAUCGCUCUGGACACCAAGGGACCGGAGAUUCGCACCGGGGUCCUGCAGGGGGGCCCUGAGUCGGAAGUGGAGCUGGUGAAGGGCUCCUCGGUGCUGGUGACGGUGGACCCGGAGUUCCGAACGCGGGGGGACGCGAAGACCGUGUGGGUGGACUACCCUAAUAUCGUCCGGGUGGUGCCGGUGGGGGGCCACAUCUACAUCGACGACGGGCUCAUCUCCCUCGCGGUCAGGAAAAUCGGCUCCAGAGGGCUGGAGACUGAAGUGGAGAACGGAGGCACCCUAGGCAGCCGGAAGGGGGUGAACCUGCCAGGAGCCCUGGUAGAUCUUCCUGGGCUGUCUGAGCAAGAUGCCCGGGACCUUCAGUUCGGGGUGGAGCAUGGCGUUGACAUCAUCUUUGCGUCCUUUGUGCGGAAAGCCAGUGAUGUGGUUGCUGUCCGGUCUGCCCUGGGGCCUGAAGGUCAGGGCAUCAAGAUCAUUAGCAAAAUCGAAAACCACGAAGGUGUGAAGAGAUUUGAUGAAAUCCUGGAGGUGAGCGACGGCAUCAUGGUGGCCCGCGGGGACCUGGGCAUUGAGAUCCCAGCCGAGAAGGUCUUUCUGGCUCAGAAGAUGAUGAUCGGUCGUUGCAACUUGGCGGGCAAGCCCGUUGUCUGUGCCACACAGAUGCUGGAGAGCAUGAUCACCAAACCACGGCCCACUCGAGCAGAGACCAGCGACGUGGCCAACGCAGUGCUCGAUGGGGCGGACUGCAUCAUGCUCUCGGGUGAGACCGCCAAGGGCAGCUUUCCUGUGGAGGCUGUUCAGAUGCAGCACGCGAUCGCACGUGAGGCCGAGGCCGCUGUGUACCACCGGCAGCUGUUUGAGGAACUGCGCCGGGCAGCCCCGCUGAGCCGGGACCUCGCCGAGGUCACUGCCAUUGGUGCUGUGGAGGCUGCCUUCAAGUGCUGCGCCGCAGCCAUAAUUGUGCUGACCAAAACUGGCCGCUCCGCCCAGCUUCUGUCCCGGUACCGCCCCCGGGCGGCCGUCAUUGCCAUCACACGCUCCGCCCAGGCGGCCCGCCAGGCACACCUGUGUCGAGGAGUCUUCCCCUUGCUCUACCGUGAUCCUCCGGAGCCCGUGUGGGCGGACGACGUGGACCGCCGGGUGCAGUUCGGCAUUGACAGCGGAAAGCUGCGUGGCUUCCUUCACCCGGGAGACCUGGUGAUCGUGGUGACUGGCUGGCGGCCCGGCGCUGGCUACACCAACAUCAUGCGAGUACUGAAUGUGUCCUGAACUGCCCCAGCUGCCCCACCCACACUCCCCCUCAUCUGUCCCAGGUCAUGUGUCUCCUGCCCCUCCCCCGCAACAUCUGCUUCCUAGCCCCAUUUCAGGCUCCCCUCCCCUGCAAUGGCCCUAAAAGACUGUCCAGGGCCGAGCUGUCCACCUAGCCGUGCCAGCCAUAUUGCCCCUGUCCCCUCUGAUGCCUGCAGCUUUAAUCCCAGCUUCAGUGGCCCCGCAGCCGGGUACUGAGGAGAGAGAGAGGUACCACAUCCAGCCGCCACCCGGGCAUGACUGUAGGGCUCCUUCAGGCUGACUGUGGCCUCCUCCUCAUCUGGGCACUUCUGACAGCCAUGCCUCCUCAUGGUCUCAGUCCAGACAAGGCUUCCGCUUUGGGACUUCAGAGCCCUGUGCUUGUGCCUGACGGCUGAGGGGACAGUAAUGCUGUGAGUGCCGGGAGAGGCAGAUGGUCUCAUCUUGCUGCUGGCUGCA